Molecule: messenger RNA, 990 nt
Organism: Aureobasidium namibiae CBS 147.97
Lineage: Eukaryota; Fungi; Ascomycota; Dothideomycetes; Dothideales; Saccotheciaceae
Product: Thioesterase/thiol ester dehydrase-isomerase
Exons: 3
Coding region: 1-990 (329 amino acids)
Biological process (GO): fatty acid catabolic process; acyl-CoA metabolic process
Cellular component (GO): peroxisomal matrix
Molecular function (GO): fatty acyl-CoA hydrolase activity
Source: RefSeq, a predicted model, not a curated record
AUGGCACCCCCUCGCCAUGGCAAUGGAUACACACCCUUCGUGGAGUUGAUCGCACUGGAAAAAGUGGACGAAACGACCUACCGCAGUACUUCUCUGCCCUUCUCUCCUAAUGGUUCUGGAAGAGCAUACGGCGGUCAUGUCUAUGCCCAAGCCGUCUGGGCAGCGGCGCAGACGGUCGAGGCUGGCUUUGUAAUACACAAUGUCACGGGCUUCUUUGUCCUUGCUGGCAUUUCUUCGAUCCCGUUCAUCUACCGAGUUCAGACUAUCCGGAACGGCCGGUCGUAUUGUACUCGCUUGGUCAACGUCACUCAAGCCGAAGGCGAUGGAACAUGCUUUACCUGCACUUGCUCGUUCAAGCUGUCCGAGGAGAGUCAUUUUGAUGUCCAAGAGAAGAUCGACCUAGACCAGCGAUAUGGGAAAGUUCUUUCUAACAAGAAGCCGGAAGACUGGGACGAAGUCUCCGGCAUGGACGUGCCUUGGUACAAUACUCGCCGAAAACUCACUGGUUUCAAUGACGCAUUCCCCGGCCUGGAAUCUCGCAAAGUUGACAUGACCCCGAUAAACACUUCCCUCUCACCGUUCGAUCAUCGCCAACUAUUCUUCUACCGCGCAAUCGGCGACCUGCCCUCGGAUCCUAACAUCCACGCCUGCGCACAUCUUUAUGCAUCCGAUCGCAAUUCUCUCUUUAUCGUAGCAAACCACUUCGGAGUCAGCGACAAGUUCACUCACAUGGCAAGUUUGAGUCACACGGUAGUGUUUCACAGUCCGGCUUUGCAUAUCAUGAUGCAGAAUCAAGCCAAGGAGAAGCAUUGGUUUUGUCAGGAAGUCUGGACGACGAGAGCAGGUGGAGGACGAGCUACCCAUCACAGUCGUAUCGUCGGGCCAGAGGGUGUGCAUGUGGCUACUACCUUCCAGGAAGGCAUGAUAAGAGUAGGUCUUGGUGAAAAUCAGUAUGAGAAGGCGUACAAGAAGUCACUGGAGCGUCUAUGA